Messenger RNA from Trametes versicolor FP-101664 SS1, 3832 nucleotides. RefSeq lists its product as uncharacterized. Gene Ontology annotation, cellular component: plasma membrane. Gene Ontology annotation, molecular function: sodium:proton antiporter activity. Bases 169 to 2754 code for a protein of 861 amino acids. Gene Ontology annotation, biological process: intracellular potassium ion homeostasis; proton export across plasma membrane; sodium ion export across plasma membrane. Lineage: Eukaryota; Fungi; Basidiomycota; Agaricomycetes; Polyporales; Polyporaceae. The transcript has 10 exons. The record is from RefSeq and is a predicted model, not a curated record.
CCUCGUCUUAUAGCCCUCUUGCCUCUCUCUUGACGGCCACGACCACCCACGACGUCUUGCACGACCUCCCACUCUCUCCUCUCGUCCACAACGUCUUCUCGGCGGGCUCCAGGCGGCCCGUGAACGCUAGACAAACGUCCGAGACACGACUCCCGUCACGCCUACAUCAUGAGAUUCCAUCCGUUCGAAGUAUCCAUCCCCCACAUCGCCUAUGCGGCGCUGGGUGGAUUUGUAGUAUUGUUCGGCAUGUUCUCGCUUUUCAUUCGUGAGAAGCUCUACAUCGGAGAAGCUAUCUGGGCUUUUCUCUUCGGAGUGGUCAUAGGACCAUACGGCGCCAACAUUUUCGACCCCCGGGGAUGGGGAGGAGGCGACCGAGAAGUCACCAAUACUAUCACGCUUGAGGUCACUCGUGUCGUGCUCGCCAUCGGAGUGUUCGCCAUCGGAGUUGAACUACCCAAAACGUACAUGAAGAAGCACUGGAAAAGUUUACUCUUUUUGCUUGGCCCCGUCAUGACUUGGGGUUGGUUCGUAUCCGGUGCAUUGAUAUAUGCGCUCAUCCCUGGACUCAACUUCCUAUCAUCUUUGGCGGUCGCGGCGUGCCUCACCCCAACAGAUCCUAUCCUCGCGGCAGCCGUGGUCGGCGGAAAGUACGCAGACAAGCAUGUUCCGGCGCAUCUACGACACCUCCUCGCAGCAGAGAGCGGAUGCAACGACGGAGCCGCAUUCCCUUUCCUCUUCCUCGCCCUUUACCUGAUCAUCGACACUUCCACCGGUCGGGCAGUCUCCGACUGGUUCGUGCUCCUUUGGCUAUACCAGGUAGUCGUCGGCACCAUCUUCGGCGCAUUGAUCGGAUUCGGCUUCCGACACCUCAUGAAGUUCUGCGAGCGCAAAGACCUCAUCGACCGACAGUCAUACGUUGCGCAAUAUGUCUCUCUUGCCAUACUCACCAUCGGCACUACGACUCUCCUCGGCUCAGACGACCUACUCGCUGCAUUCUCGUGCGGAACCGCGUUUGCUUGGGACGGUUUCUUCAAUAAACAAACAGAGGAGGCCGUAUUCUCAUCCGUGAUCGAUUUGCUCUUCAACAUCGCCGCCUUCGUCUUCGUCGGCGCGUGGAUGCCGUUCAGCGACUUUGCAAACCCGAACUUGACACUGUCGGUAUGGCGCCUAAUAGUCGUCGGAAUCCUCGUGAUGGUCCUCCGGCGGCUCCCCGUGGUCAUUGCGCUAUACAGGUGGAUCCCGGACAUUAAAACCUUCCGCGAGGCCAUCUUCAGCGGCCAUUUCGGUCCCAUGGGCAUCGGCGCCAUUUUCAUCUCCACACUCGCCGCCGAGCAGCUCCCCACCCCGCACGACCCGCCCGAGGGCCAGCAGGAGCUCCUCGCGGCGUCCAUCCAGCCCAUCGUCGCGUUCAUGGUGCUGUGCUCCAUCGCGGUGCACGGCCUCUCGAUCCCGUUCUUUACCUUCGGACGGCGCGUGCACUCUGUCUCCCGCACCUGGUCGCGCCACGACACGAUCGGGACGGGCACGUUCGGCUCGCGCCGCAACACCGCGACGCGCACGAUCCUUCCCGAGUGGACGACGCAGAUCCGCCACGUGCAGCCGGGCGAGGAGAUCGUGAUCAACCGCGACCGCCUCGGCGGCGCCGGGCAGGAGCGCGAGGAGAGCCUUACGCCCGUCGCCGGCACGUCGUCCGAGGAGGAGAAGCAGCCGGAGACGCCGCGCGAGGCGGCGGAGAAGGCGGAGGACCCGCCCGACGGCACGGAGACGUACCAGGAAUGGCGCGAGGGCCCCCACAAGGUGGUAGAGCGGCGCGCGGGCCCUGGCGAGGAGGUGGAAGUCGAGGUUCAGCGGAACGCGUACGGCCCCCACGAGACGACGACACACAGAGUACGGGUAGCGGAGGACGCGUCGGCAACGGUCAUUGGCGAAAUCCGCGACAGAAUCAGACACGCACCCCAGGACGUGGCAGACAUCCUCGACCUGGCCGAACAGAGCGUCAGGCGUGAAGCCCACGAAAUGGGUGAACGGACGAGGGAAGCCGGCCACGCCGCAAUGCUCGCACUCAGCCCACAGUCGUCACCACAGAAGCGGGAGAAAAACAGCGACCGCGCGCCACGAGAAGGAAAUGGCGCGGGCAGCGAAGACGAGGGGUGGAUGUCCGACCAGAGCGGGGGCACACCGUCGGGCGCGACGACGGGUAAGGCCCGCUCAAAGUCCCCGAAAAUCAAGAUCCCGAAGCCAAAGAUUGCCACGUCGCGCCCAGUGGGCAGCAGCUCGCGAAAACGCACGUCCAUCCGCCGCGGUCUACUCGGACAACGACCACAAGUAAUUCAGCGCUCGCAGAGCGAAGACCUCGACGCGCGGCGCUCGACCGUGCCUGAAGCCGAGGGUGAAGGCGAGGAGUCCACCUCGGGCUCGGGCGCGCACACCCCGGACGAGGGCCGCGGACGAAGUUCUGGGCAGCGGCCGCCACCAGGCCCGCGCCACGGCUCGGGCGCGCACACACCACGACACAUGCGCAUCGACUCGAUCAAGUCUGCGACGCAGAGCAGGGAGAUGUCGCCCGCGCGCUCCGUGCGGUUCGCGGACGAGCAGCAUGACCGCAGUGGGCAUGUCACGCCAAAGAUCACGUCACCAACAAACCCGUCAUCGCCCGCGGAGACGGAGGCGGAGGGUGGCGAGCAGGAGGACGAUUCGCCUCGGAGCCAGGUGCGGUUCAGCCUGCCGACGGGGCACGAGGAGCGCCAGUCGUGAUGAGGGAGUCGUAGAUGCGCGUCGCUUGGAGUUCGGGCGUGUUGUGUACAUAGACGGACGAUGCCACGGCCGCAUGCUGGGAUCGCGGACGUUGUAGAAUAUCACCAGGGGCCGUCCCUGUCUAAUGCCUCUCUUGCCUUUGUAGCAUCUUCGCCGUUUCUUUCUGUUUCAUUCUUACUCUCUCCGUCUUCUCGUCUUGUCUUGCCUCGUCCAGUAGCUAGUCGGUUCCGUCUCGCUUUCCCAGAUUCAACUCGUCCUGCACGUCUUCUCGCGACUCCCUGCACGUUCCCGGUACCGGUGUAUCCUCUACAUAGUUUACGCUCGCAUCUGCAUCCGUCCCCCAUGCAUCCGCACAUUCAUCUAUCCACUUUCAGGCAUCAUACGCAUCGUAUCGCAAUAUAUCACUAUCUAUCCUGCAAAGUCGCGACGCUGUCGCCAGAGUCUCCUUAGGCCUCAGCUUGCCAAAUACAUCCUCGGGAUCCCACUGAGCAUCGAGCGGGAACACACGCUCAGCUCGCCGCUACAUGGUACAUCCAGGCACCAAGCCUCCCUAGUACUAUUGCGCCGCCAUCACCGUCUGACGCCGCCACGAACAUCCACGAUUUACGCCUGCUUGACCUUGUGAGACCCCACCGCCUUGGCAGGUGCGCGCCCCGCGUCCGCCUCCAGGUGGCGUAAAUCCAACCCGAGCCGCCCAAGCACCCCGCGGAGGAGCGCCAAGAAGGCGCAGACGAGCGCGCCGAGCACGCGCGGUGCGCCGCUCGCCUCGAACGCCGCAAAUGCGCGCGCGAGCCACACGACGCUCGCGCUCGGGCGACGGUCUGCGUCUGCGAUUUUGAACGGGAGCGAGGAGGGCGCAGAGGAAGGGAGGAGCGCCGCGGCGGCGCGGAGCCCGGACGUGAACCCGUCCUCGUGGAAGCCGUAUUUGAGCCAGGCGCCGGCGUAGGAGAGCCCGCGCGUGCGCUGGAUGGCGGGCACUUCGGAUUGGGCGCGGAUGGCCUCGAGACUGAGGAUGGGAUGGUCGUACUGGUAGCGGCCCAUUGUGAGCUCGGGCGCGGGGUCGAAGGAUGGGUUGAGC